GAAUUAGAGCUGUUUAAAACAUGGGAAUUGAUGCCAAAGAUGUCGGAGCUCUGUUCUGGAAAAUUCUCAGAUUUUCCACGAACAUCGUUUAUACAAACGUAAAGAAUCACCCAGUUGUUUCUGGUGUUUCUGCGUUCAUCUUCCUCUUAUACAUUUUUCUUCCUCGGCUUUUCUAUUUUGUCCUUUACUCUUCUCCAUUAAUCGCCUGCUCUGUGUUUUAUCUUCGGAAUCAUCCAAGUUUCAAGCUUUUGCAUAUCAAAACGGAUAAUUGGUUUUCACCAUUUUCCCAAAAGAGGUCUGAGGAAGAAGAAACAAGGAAGGCUGACUUAAAGCACCAACGAAGUGUUCGACGAAAUGCCAGAAGGAAAGUUGAAGAGGUUGGGAAAGAUUGGGACUCUUCUCAGGCUAGCGAGGAUGAGAGAGACAAAGUCAUUUUAACAACUCUAUAUGGCGAAAUCCCCAACACUGAUAAAUCUCCCGAACUCGAGAAAUUCAAGAAAGAUAGAGCCUUUCUUGUUGCAGAAGAUUUCUCCUCUGAGCCUAGCUUAGAUGAAGAAACUCUUUCAACAACCGGGAAUGUGGAUCCAUCGGAGAGGUUAACGAGUGGUGGUGGCGAAACCGAAAUAGAGUGUUCAUCAUCAUCAGAAGGCGAAGAAGAAGAAAUUAUUCAUGAAGACAAAAAGGUACUUGUAGCUUGGACAGAGGAUGAUCAGAAGAAUUUGAUGGAUUUAGGAAACUCUGAGAUGGAACGUAACAAGAGAUUAGAGCAUUUGAUUACAAGAAGGAAAAUGAGGAGAUUAGUCCGACUUGCGGCUGAGAGUAGCCUAAUGGAUAUGGAAGUUCCUUCAAUAUGUGUUGGACGCAACUAUUUCGGUUUGGAUCAAGAAAAUUAUAUAGUUGAUGGUCUUCAAAUGCCUGAAUCUGCACCUUCUGUGUUAUUACCAACUAAAAACCCCUUUGAUAUUCCUUAUGAUCCACAAGAAGAGAAGCCUAACCUCUCAGGGGAUAGUUUUCAGCAGGAGUUUGCAGCCAACCCUAAUGAUAUCUUCUUCUGCCGCCAUGAAAGCUUUUGUCGCAGAGUCUUUCCAUUGGAAAAUCAGCUUGACACCAAAUGGGAACCGUGGAAAAAGUCAAUUGAUGCUUUGUCUAGACCACAACAAGGUUGCAAUGAUGGAUUGGUUGGGGACAAACAUCCUAUAAUGAAAGGAAAAGAUCUAACAAGAGGAGAAGUAAAUGAUAUGAAGUCAGAACACAUGACAGAGAUUGUUGUGAGUGAUUCAAACUCAUUGCUUUCUCCUGUAGAAAGGGAAAUGGAUUCCAAUGUCUCAAAUCAAGCAGAUUCUUCUGGAACUUCCGGGAAACCAAAUGGUGAUCUUCGUAUUGAAAACCCUUUAGUUGGUUUAGUUCCUAGAAACACAGGUUCACUUUCGACUUCUUUAGCAGCCGAAAGGCAAAGAUACGUGGAGCAUUUUGGUUACAGCUCAAGAAAAGGUCAUAAGUUAUCCGCAGAAUCUGAUCUUCAAGUUGAGUUUUCUGAAAUCGGAUCACCUCCCACUACAGUUGAUGGGAAUAAUUCUUCUGAUGAAGAGAAAUCACUCUUUGUCUACGAAUCAGACACCGGGAAGGAGGCGCACUUUAGUGGUGAGGAAAAUGAGGUGAAACAGAAGAGCAUUGUGGAUAGAACUGCAGAAACUCAAAUGUUGCCAGUGGAGAAAGUUGAUCAAGUUUUCGAUGAAAAGAGUUCUACAAUCUCUCCAGAAACUUAUGAAGCCAAACAAUUUGAGGGUCUGUCUGAUGGUACAAAUGUCAAUGAAAGAUCCGAGGAAGAAGAUAGCUCAAAAUCCGGACACUUUCCACUGGAAACAGUUCCUCACAUCAAUGAAGUUAUUCCGAGAAGAGAAGAGGAAUCACUGGAACUUGUCCAAAACUCGACUGAUGAGAUGAAGAUAAAUGACGACUCUGAUGAACCUGAACCCUUAACAAAUCAAGAAUCUGAAGAGCAUUUUGGGGGAUAUGAUGGAGACCAAUCAACUCAAGAGAUGCAAGAACUUAUUGAACCUGAAGUGACAAACGUGAACAAUGUCACAUCAGACGAGUCUGCUACUUCCCCAAGAUCAGUGUUACCAGACAUGUUAUUACCUUUAGACCAGACUUAUACUCUGACUUCUGAGAGUUUGGAACAUACAUUAGAUAGUCAACCUCAACUUGUCAUUCCAUAUCCAGAAUCUCCUCAUAAUCAUUCAGGUGUUGAUGGGGACAGUAGAUGAAGUGUGCUCAGAGGUCAGUUUCAAUGGCUUCUCCGUGCACUUGAACUGAAAUGUACUUUUAACAGAAAGAUGAAGUGUGUUUUCUAAAACAGGGACAAUCUAACUAUCUGAGGCAAGUGAGGAUGCUACAGAACAAGUUUCUUCUAUUGUUUAACACUCAACAAAUUCAGGCUUAUGCA
Arabidopsis arenosa is the source of this 2446-nucleotide messenger RNA. The record is from the annotation of a GenBank genome assembly. NCBI's taxonomy places the organism in Eukaryota, Viridiplantae, Streptophyta, Magnoliopsida, Brassicales, Brassicaceae.